GAUGAAAGUACUUAAAAGUGUCCCUCUUUUAUUGGGGUGUUGGACUCUCUUAUACCUGGACUUUAUCCCAGCGUCACUGAGCCAUACCGGCAUUGCAGAGUGCGCACCCGAGAGAGGAGGCAAGGAGCACACAGGCGGAGCAGGUGAAGGAGCCAACCCGGGAAUUGGCUCAACUGCCAGGUCAACGGUAGGAAACUACGGCGCAGGGGGUUGGAAGUCUCUAAGUGCUGCGAGGAUCACGCGCAUUAGAACAGGACCCCCGCUGAUAAAGGGCGAGGCAGCCAAAGCGAAAGCUGUGACAUCAGUGUCAUCACCGCACAGCGUAACGGUCAGCCGUGCUCGUGGAGCUGUCAAUUUGGGGCCCGAGGAGGCUGUGCGCUAUUGGGUACCCGGCGGGGAUGCUACUAAAGCAUCAGCUGCGCCUGCUCCCGUGGCGUUGAGCAUGCAAACAGGCAAAGGCUCAGGCAGGCCUGGACAGAGCAAAGGAAACACUGUCCCCAGAGCUGAAACACCAGCACGAACUGGACAGCAAAAGGUCGUUGAUGUGCAAAAGCACAUCGUUCGGUUGGCCCAAAUGAGUGUCAAAGCAACGGGCAAAGUUAACGGCAGAUACUCUCCAAAGCUUCUAUUGGUAACUCCGCAUGACUACAUGUUGUCACUCUAUUGGUCACUAUCCACAGGAGGGGUGAACACUAGUGUGCUGCACGAGGCUGGCAUGGCCAACACCAUCACAAGCUUUGUGGAUAAAGGACAAGAUGCCCGUACUCCCCAGUUGAGAAGACAGAAGUAUUACUUCAACAUCAGUUCCCUGGAGAAGGAGGGGUUACUGGGUGCUGAGCUGCAUAUACUCAGGAAAAGACUGGCUGAUCCACACAAAGCACUUUCCACUGACAGAGUUUUCUGCCUGAAGCUUUUCACUUGUGUAGCAGGUAAGCAGAAAGCUACACUGCUCCAAACUCAAACCAUCAAGGACCACAAUUCGCCCAAAUGGGAAGUGUUUGACAUUUGGAAACUAUUCAAGAAUUUCAAGAACACCGUCCAGCUUUGCUUUGAGCUGGAGGGUUUAGAACGGGGACGCCCCGUGGACCUCAGGGCACUGGGCUUCAGUCGUCUGGGCAGGCAAACCAAAGAGAAGGCCUUUUUCCUCAUGUUCGGGCGCACCAAGAAAAAUGACUUGUUCUACAACGAGAUCAAAGCUCGGUCUAGCCACGACAACAAGACUGUGUAUGAAUACCUGUUCACUCAGCGGCGCAUGCGCCGAGCUCCAACCAACCGCGGCAAGAAGCUGGCCAAGAACCCCAAGCCUCGUUGCCACAGGAAGCAGCUGCACGUCAACUUCAAGGAGAUGGGCUGGGACGAUUGGAUCAUCGCCCCACUAGAGUAUGAGGCCUACCACUGCGACGGGGUAUGUGACUUCCCUAUUCGCUCGCACCUCGAGCCCACCAACCACGCCAUCAUCCAGACGCUCAUGAACUCCAUGGACCCCGACUCGACUCCGCCCACCUGCUGCGUGCCCACUCGCCUCAGCCCAAUCAGCAUCCUCUACAUUGACUCGGCCAAUAACGUGGUCUACAAACAGUAUGAGGACAUGGUGGUGGAGUCCUGUGGCUGCAGGUAGCAAUGGACGAAAGACCCAGCUGAGGUCUUGGUU
Molecule: messenger RNA, 1651 nt
Organism: Oncorhynchus kisutch (coho salmon)
Lineage: Eukaryota; Metazoa; Chordata; Actinopteri; Salmoniformes; Salmonidae
Gene: gdf5
Product: growth differentiation factor 5
Exons: 2
Coding region: 2-1618 (538 amino acids)
Cellular component (GO): extracellular region
Molecular function (GO): growth factor activity; cytokine activity
Source: RefSeq, a predicted model, not a curated record